AUGCUGCUGGUGACCACCAACCCGUACGACUACAUGUUCUGCUCUCAGGGUGUGACCACAGUGGCCGGGAUCAAUGACGGAGAGGAGCUGAAGCUCACCGAUCACGCCAUGGACACGCUGGGCUUCACUCCAGAGGAGAAGUACGGCUGCUACAAGAUUGUCGGAGCCAUCAUGCACUUUGGUAACAUGAAGUUCAAGAAGAGGCAGAGAGAGGAGCAGGCCGAGGCCGACGGCACAGAGAGUGUGGAUAAGGCGGCCUAUCUGAUGGGCAUCAGCUCUGCCGACCUGCUGAAAGGCCUCCUGAACCCCCGCGUCAAAGUCGGCCACGAGUUCAUCGUUAAAGGACAGACUGUCGAACAGGUGAACUUCGCUGUGGCGGCUCUGGCCAAAGCCACCUACGACCGAAUGUUUAAGUGGUUGGUGAGCCACAUCAACUCGUCCUUAUACACCGCUUUGCCCCGACAGUACUUCAUCGGGGUCCUCGACAUCGCCGGCUUCGAGAUCUUUGAGUUCAAUAACUUUGAGCAGCUGUGUAUCAACUUCACCAACGAGAAGCUGCAGCAGUUCUUCAACCAUCACAUGUUCAUCCUGGAGCAGGAGGAGUACAAGACCGAGGGCAUCGAGUGGACCUUCAUAGACUUUGGCCUGGACCUGCAGGCCUGCAUCGACCUCAUCGAGAAGCCCAUGGGUAUUCUGUCCAUCAUGGAGGAGGAGUGUAUGUUCCCCAAGGCCACAGACAACAGCUUUAAAACCAAACUCUACGACAACCACUUCGGGAAGUCGCCCAACUUCCAGCGGCCACGGCUGGACAAGAAGCGCAAAUAUGAGACACACUUUGAGUUGGUUCAUUACGCCGGUGUGGUGCCGUACAACAUCACAGGCUGGUUGGAUAAGAACAGAGAUCCUCUGAACGAGACGGUGGUGGCUCUGUUCCAGAAAUCCUCCAACAAACUCAUGGCUGGACUGUUUGAAAACUACGUCAGCUCUGAGAUGGCCUGUGAUCCGAAGGCUGAAGGCAAACACAGGAAGAGGAAAGCAGCUUCCUUCCAGACAGUGUCACAGCUACAUAAGGAGAAUCUAAAGAAGCUGAUGGCGAACCUCCGCAGCACUCAGCCUCACUUUGUCCGCUGCAUCAUCCCCAAUGACAACAAGAGUCCAGGUGUGAUCGAUCCCUUCAUGGUCCUGCACCAGCUGAGGUGUAAUGGAGUCCUCGAGGGGAUCAGGAUCUGCAGGAAGGGCUUUCCAAACCGGAUCCUGUACGCCGAGUUCAAACAACGUUAUCGCAUCUUGAAUCCUUCUGCGAUUCCAGAGGACUCGUUUGUGGACAGCAGGAAGGGCGUGGAGAAACUGCUGGGCUCUCUGGACAUCGACCACAACCAGUACAAGUUUGGACACACCAAGGUGUUCUUUAAGGCGGGUCUGUUGGGUCAGCUGGAGGACAUGAGGGACAUCCGUCUGUCUCAGCUCCUCACCAUCGUUCAGGCCAUGGCCAGAGGGAAGUUGAUGAGGGUGCAGCGCGAAAAGAUGAUGGUGCAAAGGGAUGCCAUAAUGGUGAUCCAGUUCAACCUCAGAGCGUACUUCAGUGUGAGGACUUGGCCGUGGAUGAUGUUGUUCUAUAAGCUCCGCCCCCUGCUGCGGAGCGCCCAGAUAGAGAAGGAACUGGCUGCUCUCAAUGAGGAGUUCAAAAAGUUGAAGGAGGCCUUCGACAGGUCGGAGGUAAAGCGUCGGGAGGCGGAGGAGCGUCAGGUGGAUUUAGUUCAGGAGAAAAAUGACCUGGCUCUGCAGCUCCAGGCUGAGCAGGAGAACUUGACGGAUGCAGAGGAUCGCUGCAACCAGCUGAUCCAGUCUAAGAUCUCUCUGGAGUCGAAGCUGAAGGAGACGCAGGAACGUCUGGAGGACGAGGAGGAGGUGACCGCCAAGCUGACGACCAAGAAACGUCAGCUGGAGGAGGAAGCGGUGUCGCUGAAGAAAGACAUGGACGACCUGGAGAUGACUCUGGCUAAGGUGGAGAAGGAGAGACACGGAAUGGAGAACAAGGUGAAGAACCUGUCCCAUGAGAUGUGUGUUCUGGAUGAAUCCAUAGCGUCUCUGAGCAGAGAGAAAGCGGCUUUGCAGGAAGCUCAUCAGCAGGCUCUGAACGACCUUCAGGCGCAGGAGGACAAGGUCAACAUGUUGGUCAAGGCCAAAGCUCGACUGGAGCAGCAGGUGGACAAUGUAGAAAGCUCCUUGGAGCAGGAGAAGAAGGCUCGGAUGGAAGUGGAACGAAUCAAACGGAAGCUGGAGGGGGAUCUGAAGCUGUCCAUGGACUCAGUGAGGGACAUGGAGAACCAGAAGACAGAGCUGGAGGACAGACUGAAGAAGAAAGACUUUGAGUCGAGUCAGCUUCAGUCCAAACUGGAGGACGAGCAGAGUUUGGUGUCUCAGCUUCAGAAGAAGAUUAAAGAGCUUCAGACUCGUAUCGAGGAGCUGGAGGAGGCGCUGGAGGCGGAGCGGGCGUGGCGCUCCAAAGCUGAACGUCAAAGGAACGACAUAAGCAGAGAGCUGGAGGAGCUGGGAGAGAAACUGGAGGAGGCGGGAGGAGCAUCUGCUGCUCAGAUAGCCCUCAACAGGAAAAGGGAGGCUGACUUUCUGAAGAUGCGACGGGAGCUAGAGGAGGCAGGGCUUCACCAUGAGGCGACGGCUGCCACUCUGAGGAAGAAACACUCGGACAUGGUGGCGGAGCUGAGCGAGCAGAUCGACGCUCUGCAGAGAGUCAAACAGAAACUGGAGAAGGAGAAGGUGGAGAUCAGGUUGGAGGCUGAUGACCUGGCUGCUAACGUGGAGCAACUGACCAGGAACAAGGUCAGACUCCUGAUUAAAUAUAAUUCUCAGGUUAUGAACAUGAGAUCUGACACUGAGAGUUCGACUGACCUGCUCUCAACUUCUUCUAUUGUUCCUCUAGUUGAGUACAGCCGUCGUCUGGAGGAACGAGACGCUAUGAUUGGUCAGCUGCAGCGCUCCAAGGUGGGGCUUUGCCAAAACUCUGAAGACCUGAAGAAGCAGCUGGAGGAGGAGACCAAGGCUCGUGUGGCGCUGGCUCACGCGGUGCAAGCGUCCCGUCAUGACUGCAGUCUGCUCAGAGAGCAGCUGGAGGAGGAGCAGGAGUUCAAGGCGGAGCUGCAGAGGGAGCUGUCCAAAGCCAAUGGACAGGUGGUUCAGUGGAGAGCCAAGUAUGAGACUGACGCUGUGCUGAGGAUCGAGGAGCUGGAGGACGCCAAAAAGAAGUUGGUCGUCAAACUUCAGACAGCCGAGGAGGCCGUGGAGACGUCUAACGCCAAAUGUUCCUCACUGGAGAAAACCAAACACAGUCUGCAGACGGAGAUAGAAGACCUGAUGGUUGAACUGGAACGAACCAACGCUGCUGCUCUGGCUCUGGACAAGAGGCAACGCAACUUCGACAAGUUGUUAAGUGACUGGAAGCUGAAGUUCGAGGAGAGUCAGACAGACCUGGAGGCGUCGCAGAGAGAGUCGCGCAGUCUGAGCACCGAACUCUUCAAACUGAAGAACAGCUAUGAAGAAGCUCUCGACCAUCUGGAGACAGUCAGACGAGAGAACAAGAACCUGCAGGAGGAGAUCCUGGACCUGGUAGAUCAGAUCAGUCAGGGAGGGAAGACCAUCUACGAGCUGGAGAGACUGAAGAAGAUCCUGGAUGUGGAGAAGAGUGACAUCAGAGCAGCUCUGGAGGAAGCCGAGGGGACUCUGGAGCACGAGGAGAGUAAGACCUUGAGAUUUCAGAUGGAGCUGCAGCAGAUAAGGACUGAGAUCGAGCGCAAGAUCGCAGAGAAAGAUGAAGAGAUCGACAACCUCAGGCGGAACCACCAGCGCUCCCUGGACACCAUGCAGGCCAGUUUGGAGGCGGAGGUUCGUAGUCGCAGCGAGGCCGUUCGUCUGAAGAAGAAGAUGGAGGCUGACCUGAACGAGAUGGAGCUGCAGCUGGGUCAUGCCAACAGACAGGCGGCCGAGAGCCAGAGGCUCAUCAGACACCUACAGACACAGGUCAAAGAGCAUCAGGUGGAACUGGAGGAUAAACUUAAUUUAGCCCAUCAGCUCAAAGAACAGAUCACCCUGUUGGAGCGACGUUGUACGUUGAUGACGGCCGAGGAGGAGGAGCUGCGUGAAGUCCUGGAACAAACCGACCGCGUCCGCAAGAUGGCUGAACAUGAGCUAGUGGAGGUCACAGAGAGAGUUAACCUGCUCUCCACACAGAACUCAGGUCUGAUGAACCAGAAGAAGAAGCUGGAGGCGGAUCUGUCGGUGCUGACAGGAGAGGUGGAUGACGCCAUGCAGGAGAGCCAUAGUGCUGAGGAGAAGGCCAAGAAGGCCAUCACUGAUGCGGCUGUUAUGGCAGAGGAACUGAAGAAGGAGCAGGACAGCAGCAGUAUGAUGGAGAGGAUGAAGAACAACAUGAUCUCAACAGUCAAAGAGCUGCAGAUCAAACUGGACGAGACGGAGCAGAUGGCGCUGAAGGGAGGAAAGAAACAGAUUCAUAAACUGGAGACAAGAGUGAGGGAGCUGCAGACGGAGCUGAUGAUGGAGCAGAAGAAGAGCGAGGAGUAUCAGAAAGGAGUCCGUCGCUACGAGAAGAGAGUCAAAGAGCUGACGUACCAGACAGAGGAGGACAGGAAGACUCUGCUGACGAUGCAGGAGCUCAUUGAAAAGCUUCAGACCAAAGUCAAGAGCUACAAGAGACAAGCAGAGAACGCU
Molecule: messenger RNA, 4743 nt
Organism: Epinephelus moara (kelp grouper)
Lineage: Eukaryota; Metazoa; Chordata; Actinopteri; Perciformes; Serranidae
Product: myosin-7-like
Exons: 33
Cellular component (GO): myosin complex
Molecular function (GO): protein binding; ATP binding; cytoskeletal motor activity
Source: RefSeq, a predicted model, not a curated record